CUCCUCCCCUCCCUUUCCCAGCUCGGCAUAACCAAAAUCUGGAUUCCCCCCGCCUGCAAAGCAGCCGACGCGAAAAACGGAAACGGGUAUGACAUCUACGACCUGUGGGACCUAGGCGAGUUUGAACAGAAGGGCUCCACCCCGACAAAAUGGGGGUCAAAAGCGCAACUGGAGGAGCUUUGUAGAGUGGCGGAGGGGAGGGGGGUGAAAGUUUUGUUUGAUGCCGUGCUGAAUCACAAAACUGGAGCGGACUACAAAGAGAGGGUCAAGGCGAAGAAGGUUGACCCCUUGGACCGGAAUAGGGAACUAGAUGGGGGGGAGGUGAGGGAGAUUGAGAGUUGGACGGGGUUUACGUUCCCGGGGCGGGGGGGGAGGUACAGUGGUCGAGAAUGGGACAGGAGACAUUUUACGGGGGUGGAUUGGGAUGACUUGACUAGGGAAAAGGGGGUUUGGAAGCUGGGGGGGAAGGAGUGGUGUGUGGAUGUGGAUGAGGAGGUGGGGAAUUAUGACUUUUUAAUGUUUGCCGAUGUUGACCACCGACAUCCGGACGUGCAGCAGGAUGCUUUUGAUUGGGUAAAGUGGCUGCCGACGCAGCUCAAGAUUGGAGGGUUGAGGUUGGAUGCGAUUAAGCAUUAUAGCUUCCAGUUUCAGAAGAGACUGCUGAGGCACAUUGACGAUAAUGUUGAGAAGGGAAAGGACUGGUUUAUUGUUGGGGAGUACUGGAGAGAGGACUCUGAGUUCUUGGCCAAGUAUAUUGAGUAUAUGGACCACCGGAUUUCGCUGUUCGAUGUGCCGUUGUGCUCUAAUUUGAGCAAGAUAUCUAUGGCUGGGGAGAGAGGCGACCUAAGGGACCUGUUCAAGGAUGCUUUGUGUUUGUGGAAGCCUAAUAACGUUGUGACUCCCGUAGCCCCCUGGUUUCUACCCCACGCCUAUACCCUCAUCCUCCUCCGCGCCAACACCGGCGUGCCCUGCGUAUUUUGGUCUGACCUCUACGGCUCCUUCGCCUCCGGUCCCUCUUCUUUCAUCCCUCCCAUGUCCGGGAAUCCCACCCUCCUCGCUCGCCUCAUCCUCAUCCGCAAGCUCUACGCCUAUGGCACCCAGCAUGAUCUCUUUUCCCACCAACACUGUGUCGGUUUCACUCGUGAGGGUCACUCCGCCCACGGUGGGGGUGCUGGGCUAGCGGCGGUGAUGGGUAAUCAGUGGGGCCUGUCAAAGCUGAGAAUGUACGUUGGGAAACACCACAGUGGGGAGAAAUGGAUCGAUUUCUUGAGACUGUGUCCCGGGGAGGUCAUGAUUGAUGAUGAGGGUUGGGGGGAGUUUCCUGUGUCGGGCAACAGGGGUUGCUCGGUUUGGGUCAGUGAGACAGCAGAAGGGAAGGAUGAGGUUAUCAACCUCAAAUUGUAA
Messenger RNA from Podospora anserina S mat+, 1404 nucleotides. RefSeq lists its product as uncharacterized. Gene Ontology annotation, biological process: carbohydrate metabolic process. The annotation marks the transcript as partial. The transcript has 3 exons. NCBI's taxonomy places the organism in Eukaryota, Fungi, Ascomycota, Sordariomycetes, Sordariales, Podosporaceae. The record is from RefSeq and is a predicted model, not a curated record. Gene Ontology annotation, molecular function: calcium ion binding; hydrolase activity, hydrolyzing O-glycosyl compounds.